AACCCGUACAAUUCUCACAGAAGUUUGCAGGCGCGCCUAUUGUGUCACAACCAGUUGGGUAAAGUCUAAAUCCAUUAUAGAAAUUGCUAGCCAAGAGGUCGAUACUGCGUUAUAGAGGAGACAGUAUAGCGACGUUAACUUGCCUACUUCAACUUUAUCGUCAGGUAUUUUUGACUGCUGGAAAAUCAGAAUGGUGUCAGGUCGUGAUGGCUUCCUCUUGUUUAUCGGGGGGCUCGAUAUGAUCUUCGGGAACCUUCUAGUCAUAUUCGGGAAGGAUGCUUACACGGUCGCAAACGCAACCGCCAAUGACCAUGCAGCUAGAGGGGCACCUAUGUGGACCGGUGUUGGGAUUAUAAUGAUCGGUCUUGGGAACUUGAUCAUCGUUGCAACCAGAAGCAAGAAGAAGUCCCGUUCGCUGAUCAACUUUGGUUCCCUUAUGCUCAACCUGACCGGAGUUGUACUCUCAUCGCUCCUGAUCGGGUUCUACACAUGGGGUUCAUGGUCCGCCAUCUCCGCAAACCCGCAUGUUGUGAUCGAUGUCUCAGUGUACGCCACAGCCAUCUUAAUGGCCAUCAGCAUCUUCCUGGUCAGUUUGAUGGCGAUGUUCAUGGACUGCUGCAGCUUUGCCCUGUUCGGCGGCUACGGGGCAGAUAAUUACGGGCCACCAAGUCGUCCACGAUACUACGAUGGACAUUACGGUCCACCCGCCCACAUCUACAAACAAUAGACGUCUUCAGAAAAA
This is a messenger RNA of Asterias rubens (European starfish), 742 nucleotides long. RefSeq lists its product as uncharacterized. The transcript has 5 exons. The coding region runs from base 191 to 727 and encodes 178 amino acids. Lineage: Eukaryota; Metazoa; Echinodermata; Asteroidea; Forcipulatida; Asteriidae. The record is from RefSeq and is a predicted model, not a curated record.